CACAGUUCCAGCUCCCAGAGUUCAUGCAACAUAAUUAUCAUAGAACCUCACUUCAGUCCUGGACUUUGAGCUGUGAACAUUUCAACCACAAAAAGAAAAACUUUUCACUUCAAACUCAUCACUUGCAAGGACAACAAGCAGUAGAACAAACAACUGAAGAUGUCUCAACAGAAAGAGAAUAUAAAAGCCAAACCUCUGGAUCCAGAUAACAUGGAGAAUGAGGAAAAACAUUUCUUUGAAAUCAAGGUCUUUAAGAAGAUGAAAUCUGCAAGGAAUACCUUCUUCAGAUCGAAACCAAGGGAAAAUGUCCAGCUGACAACAGGACAGGAUUUGUCUGAUGCUGUCAAGUUAGAAAGCAGUGUCUCAAAAUCGGUCUCUCCUUGUCCUGAAGAGGCGUCUCACACUGCCUCAAUACACUCCAGUCAGGACAACAAGGCUGCUGAGAAAUCAGGCCUGACCUCUGUCCCUCUGGAACUGCUGGAUGUGGCAGAUAAAGACAUCACACCAGAGUGUGUCACGGACAAAUUGAUGAAGGACAACUUGGUCACAGAAAUCGGGUCGACCGGCAGUGACUCAAGAUUUAUAAACAUUAAUCUGACAAAACCAGGAUCUCCAUUUCCUGGAAAGGGGCCCUUCAUUCCCUCCCAGGAAAACAACAGAGUUGUCUGUGUGACCGGUUUCACUGUCGGUACACAGACGUCUUGUGAUCCGGUCAGGACAGAUGAGAAACCUUUGAACUUAAUCGGCGUGUUUCCAAAAGCUUGCUGGGAGGAGACAGUUGUGACACAGAAACAUUCAGAUUGUGAGAGUAAAGAGGACCGAUUGACAAAUGGACAUACCAUCAAAGUCCAUGAAAAGAAGUUGCCGUGGUGGAGCUGCUUUAGUAAGCUACUGAAGAAGAAGGUCCACCCGGUUUCAGGUGAACAAAUGGACGAGACCGUCCCAUUGUCACCCAAUAAAGUGUCAUCUGGACUCUCCUCAUCUCCACAAGACACAGAGCAGGGUGUCACAGUUGCUUCUGACACUGAAACCAGUGAGACCCAGGCUGAGAAGAGCAACAGAAUCAGCCCAUAUUGCAAGCGCAAGAAGGAAGAUGAUCAGACGGCUUCAGCUCAGGAUCAGGCUGUCCACACCAAAAGGUCAUCACUGCCUCAGAGAAUCUGGCUCUUCUGCUGCCGUCAGAACUGUUGUUUUAGGAGUGACCUCCCCUAUUAACAACAACAAAUUCUACUCCAUCCCC
Messenger RNA from Etheostoma spectabile (orangethroat darter), 1240 nucleotides. RefSeq lists its product as uncharacterized. The transcript is spliced from 3 exons. Bases 160 to 1215 code for a protein of 351 amino acids. Lineage: Eukaryota; Metazoa; Chordata; Actinopteri; Perciformes; Percidae. The record is from RefSeq and is a predicted model, not a curated record.